UGCUGGGCCCCCUUCCACGUGCUGCAGCUGGUGCAGCUGGCCGUCCAUCGGCCCACCCUGCCGUUCUACUAUGCCUACAACGUGGCCAUCAGCAUGGGCUACGCCAACAGCUGCCUGAACCCUUUCAUUUACAUCUUGCUUGGGCAGAACGUCCGCAGGAGGAUCGUGGUCUCCGUGCGGCCCGCGGCUUUCGGAGAGGACACCUCUCACAACCGGCUCAAGAGUGCACAGGGAGAAGGCAGCGACUUUGGGCAACCGCUGCUGCACUUGGUCUCCGUCUCGGCCAGGUAG
This is a messenger RNA of Gekko japonicus, 291 nucleotides long. Its product is annotated as melanin-concentrating hormone receptor 1-like. The annotation marks the transcript as partial. Gene Ontology annotation, molecular function: melanin-concentrating hormone receptor activity; neuropeptide binding. Gene Ontology annotation, cellular component: neuron projection; membrane. The record is from RefSeq and is a predicted model, not a curated record. The transcript has a single exon. Lineage: Eukaryota; Metazoa; Chordata; Lepidosauria; Squamata; Gekkonidae. Gene Ontology annotation, biological process: neuropeptide signaling pathway.